UCUGCUGAGCCGAAUAAGCGUGCAUGACAGCGAACAUGUGGCUCUCCUGGGCCGGGAAAGGGUCACGUGUGGGCUGCGGGGUCCUGCCAGUUUGCUAACAAGCUGGCUGACUUGAACGGAGGGGGAAGGAGAGUCUGUCUUGCUGCCCGCCGACCUCCUGGGCUUCGCUGCGCCGCUGAGUCCGGCGGCCACGUGGGGUUUACGAGUGGCGGUGCCUUCUUGUUUACAGCCUCCAACUGUGGCAUUGGUGCAAAUCGGGAUGAGCAGUACUGGACCUAGCCCAAUGUCAGCUGUUCCAUCUAGCAGUGGAAGAGGGACUGGGAGAUCAACAAACUUUACUCUAGAAUUACAAAGUAUGAUGUUUUCCUUAGGAGAUGCUCGCAGGCCCCUACAUGAAUCUGCAGUAUUGGUUGAAGACAUUGUCCACACUCAACUGAUCAAUUUGUUGCAACAAGCCUCUGAAGUUUCUCAGAUGAGAGGAGCUAGAGUAAUCUCUGCAGAAGAUCUCAUUUUUUUGAUGCGCAAAGAUAAGAAGAAACUUCGAAGAUUACUUAAAUACAUGUUUUUCCGAGAUUACAAAUCUAAAGUUGUCAAAGGCAUCGAUGACGAUGAUCUUCUUGAAGACAAAUUCAGUAGCAGCACUAACAAACGUCAGAAAAUUGCUCAAGACUUUCUUAUUUCUAUUGAUCAGACUGGGGAGCUCUUGGCCUUGUUUGAAGAUGAUGAGAUAGAUGAUGUAAAACAAGAGAGAAUGGAG
Messenger RNA from Python bivittatus (Burmese python), 757 nucleotides. The record is from RefSeq and is a predicted model, not a curated record. NCBI's taxonomy places the organism in Eukaryota, Metazoa, Chordata, Lepidosauria, Squamata, Pythonidae.